AUGAAGGCUUUCCUCCUGGUAUCUGCUUUUUUCUUCCUCUGGGAUCCAGGGCUGACAGGUUUGAAUCCAUUCUCAUCAGAGAUUUACAAGCAAUGUUAUAAAAAUGGAACCUGCAGGCUGGAGUGCUAUGGCAGUGAGAUGCUGGUUGCCUACUGCAUGUACCAGCUGGAGUGCUGUGUCACCGGAGACCCUGGGCCCUGACUCACGGGGGCAGU
Molecule: messenger RNA, 215 nt
Organism: Octodon degus (degu)
Lineage: Eukaryota; Metazoa; Chordata; Mammalia; Rodentia; Octodontidae
Gene: Defb134
Product: defensin beta 134
Exons: 2
Coding region: 1-201 (66 amino acids)
Biological process (GO): innate immune response
Cellular component (GO): extracellular region
Source: RefSeq, a predicted model, not a curated record